Aspergillus nidulans FGSC A4 is the source of this 1851-nucleotide messenger RNA. RefSeq names its product protein aphA. NCBI's taxonomy places the organism in Eukaryota, Fungi, Ascomycota, Eurotiomycetes, Eurotiales, Aspergillaceae. Gene Ontology annotation, molecular function: acid phosphatase activity; hydrolase activity; metal ion binding. The coding region runs from base 1 to 1851 and encodes 616 amino acids. The transcript is spliced from 2 exons. The record is from RefSeq and is a predicted model, not a curated record.
AUGAUCAUGAAUGCAUGGCUGGCAGCCAAGAUGAAGCUCGUAGCCGUGCUCCUCGCCCUCGCUACGGUCGAGGCUCGUCCAACGGUCGACACGACCUACCCCUACAACGGCCCUGAUGUCCCAAUUGGCGACUGGGUCAAUCCAACCAUCAAUGGCAAUGGCAAAGGAUUCCCUCGUCUGGUAGAAGCUCCAGCCGUGAAGCCGAGAUCUGCGCAUCCAAAAAACAAUGUCAAUGUCAUUUCGCUCUCCUACCUCCCCGACGGCAUGCACAUCCACUACCAGACGCCUUUUGGGCUGGGCGAGGCCCCGUCCGUUCGCUGGGGAACCAGUCCAGCGAAUUUGAACAAGGUGGCCCAUGGCUGGUCACAUACCUACGACCGCACCCCCUCCUGCGCCCAAGUCAAAGCCGUGACCCAAUGCAGCCAGUUCUUUCACGAAGUCAGCCUUCCCCAUUUGAAGCCCGAGACCACCUAUUAUUACCGGAUUCCCGCUGCCAACGGGACGACUGAAUCCGACAUCCUCAGCUUCACGACGGCGCGCGCCCCCGGCGACAAGCGGUCCUUCACCGUGGCCGUCCUCAACGACAUGGGGUACACGAACGCCCAGGGCACGCAUCGCCAACUCCUUAAAGCGGCGAACGAAGGCGCUGCGUUUGCCUGGCACGGCGGGGAUCUAAGCUACGCGGACGACUGGUUCUCUGGCAUCCUCCCGUGCGCGGACGACUGGCCCGUCUGCUACAAUGGAACUAGUACGCAAUUGCCAGGCGGAGGUCCGAUUCCUGAAGAGUACAAACAGCCCCUUCCGCAGGGCGAGACGGCGAAUCAGGGAGGCCCGCAGGGUGGCGAUAUGAGCGUGCUGUACGAGUCGAACUGGGAUCUAUGGCAGCAGUGGAUGACCAACCUCACCGUGAAGAUCCCGCACAUGGUUAUGCCGGGCAACCACGAGUCAGCGUGUGCUGAGUUCGAUGGGCCAGGCAAUCCCAUCACCGCGUAUCUAAACGAAGGAAUCCCUAACGGGACAUGGCCAGCCGAGAACCUGACUUACUACAGCUGCCCCCCCUCCCAGCGCAACUUCACGGCUUUCCAGCACCGCUUCCAUAUGCCGGGCAAGGAAACAGGGGGCGUCGGCAACUUCUGGUACUCGUUCGACUACGGCCUUGCGCACUUCGUCAGUCUGGACGGCGAAACCGACUUUGCUAACAGUCCAUUCUCGACCUUCGAGCGCGAUCUCACCGGGAAUGAGACCCAUCCCCGCCCCGAGGAAACCGAGACCACGGACAGCGGACCGUUUGGCACGAUUGACGGCGACCGGUACGAUGAUAAUACCGCGUAUGCGCAGUAUCAGUGGCUGAAGCGCGAUCUGGCUAGCGUUGAUCGGACCAAGACCCCGUGGGUGUUUGUCAUGAGCCACCGGCCCAUGUACUCGUCCGCGUACUCGAGCUAUCAGACGAACGUACGAAACGCGUUUGAGAACCUCUUGCUGCAGUACGGGGUAGACGCAUACCUCUCAGGCCACAUUCAUUGGUAUGAGCGUAUGUUCCCCAUGACUGCCAACGGGACCAUCGACGAGUCCUCGAUUGCCGACAACCACACCUACACGACGAACAGCGGCAAGUCAAUGACGCACAUCAUCAACGGGAUGGCCGGCAACAUCGAAAGCCACAGCUGGUUUGACGAGGGCGAGGGUUUGACGGAGAUCACAGCGAAACUGGACCGCACGCACUUUGGGUUCAGCAAGUUGACCGUCGUCAACGAGACCGUCGUCAACUGGGAAUUUGUCAAGGGUGAUGAUGGGAGUACUGGCGAUUGGCUGACGCUUGUUAAAGGGGAGACCUGUACGAUUAACGUGUAG